This is a messenger RNA of Hyaloperonospora brassicae, 744 nucleotides long. Lineage: Eukaryota; Oomycota; Peronosporomycetes; Peronosporales; Peronosporaceae. The record is from the annotation of a GenBank genome assembly.
AUGGCUCUGCACGACGGCCCCGUCAACUGGCCGCUCUUCUUCGGGUCGAUCCUCGUCGGCUUCGGCCCCAUCGCCGCGCUCUUCUUCGUUGUCAUUGCCAAACGCGCGCAGCUCGUGAUCAUCGCGCUCAGCGGCGCGUUCGUGUGGCUCGUGGCGAUCCUCGUGACGGCCACGUUCUGGCAGAUCAUUCCGCCGCUCAAGACGUCGCUCACGGCCACAAUUGUCGUGGCCGUCGUCGUCCAAGAAGCGUUUCGGCUGCUGUUCUUCUCCCUCUACACGCGCACGGAAGCGGCGGUCAAGCGCGUGACCACGUCGGCGCACCAGCUGCCGCUCAACGACGCGACGUCGGCGCUCGCAGGCGGCGUGGGCUUCUCGCUCAUGCACGCGCUGCUCAUGUUCGGCAGCCUCGUUGGCUCGUCCACGGGCUCGCGCGGCGCGGCGUUCUCGAUCUCGUGCGAGAGCGUACCGCUCGUCUUUUCCGCUGCGCUGUCGGCGCUCGCGCUCACGGCGAUGGACGUGACGCUCAUGAUUGUCGCCUUUGAGGGGUACCGGAACCGGUCGGUGCUGGCGACCGCUGCUGUCUUUGUCGUCCACAUGGGCGUCGCCUUGUCGGCGCUGGCCAACAUGGACACGAACGGCUGCUACGUCUCGAUCCCCGUGCACUAUGCCGGUGCGGCGCUGGCCUGUGCGUGCGCGACAACGACUGUCUGGCGCUCGAAGAAGCUCGCUCUGGACGCUAAAUAA